Molecule: messenger RNA, 4953 nt
Organism: Phyllopteryx taeniolatus (common seadragon)
Lineage: Eukaryota; Metazoa; Chordata; Actinopteri; Syngnathiformes; Syngnathidae
Gene: rbbp8nl
Product: retinoblastoma binding protein 8-like
Exons: 15
Coding region: 197-2029 (610 amino acids)
Biological process (GO): double-strand break repair via homologous recombination; DNA double-strand break processing involved in repair via single-strand annealing
Cellular component (GO): site of double-strand break
Molecular function (GO): damaged DNA binding; single-stranded DNA binding; flap-structured DNA binding
Source: RefSeq, a predicted model, not a curated record
AUCUCACUCGCCAUACUUUUCUCUGUGUGUCCGUAUCACUCAGUCCAUCUUUGGAGCGCGAGGGGAAAAAGAGGGGGAGCCGAGACAGUCGCCCCACCGUGUGAGACAGACAGGUCUUCUCUUGCACCACAGAGAUCAGCCUUCGCCUGACACAUCCCGACUUGUUUAGGAGGGAGUGUGACGAUCAGGGAUCUCAAUGGAAACUGAAGACUCACGCUCAACGUUAAACGUGAGAGCCUGCACGAUGGAGAGCUUCAGCGAGCUGCUUCUUAAACUCAGGGAAGUCCAUGAGCGAGAGCUUGAGGGGUGGCAGAUGAAGGUGCAAGAGUUGUCCAACAAAAAGGGCUGUGAUACAAAGCGGAUGGAGGAGCUGUUCACAAAGAACCAACAGAUGAAGGAGCAGCAGCGAUUACUCACCGAAAACAUCAAAACACUUGAGAACAGGCUCAGAGCAGGCCUGUGUGACAGAUGUACAGUCACUCAAGAGGUGGCCAAGAGAAGGCAGCAGGAGUUUGAAGUCUCUCAGAUGCAGACCAUCCAGCACAUCACACUGCUAGCUGGAGAGACAAAUAUCCUAAAAAAGGAAAACAGGAGACUACGAGAUGAGAUCGAGAAUCUAAGAGAAGCAUUAAUCAACACACCUCUGGAAGCCAAACCAAACAUCUCCCCUGACCUUUCACCUUCUUCUGGACCUGUGUCUCUCAUUGGCACGGCAACCGGGAGGGGCGCCGCCGACCAGCCAAUAGAUGGCAAAGUUGGACUGAAAGCAGACACAAACCAAAGGGCUGAUGAACCUCAGUCUGAAUUUAGACAGCUGCAAGCAAUGACCAAGAGCCACUUUGCUGGAUCGACUUUGACUUCACCAUCCUGGAAGACAGACAAUAGCGCAACACAUGGCGAGAGGAGAUCUCACAUCACAGGAGCCCUGGACCAGCCGCCCCCAGUCCCCUCUCAAGCUCUUCUUCUGAAGACCUCCUCUUCCUCGCUCAAUGCCGACAUGAAUCCAAGCAGACACGCGCUCAAGGCCCCCGUCCCCUGCCGUCCUCAACCAAUAAAGAGCAGUCAUGUUCCCUUUCCUUGGGGUCUACCUGAAUCUUCUGCUUGGGCUUCCAUGGCCACUUCAGGUACAAACCUGGUGAGGCCCCCUUAUCUAAAAUUGAAUCUUCCUCGAUUUCCCAACUUGGUUGUACCUAGCCAGCACACCGGCCUUUCCAGCAAUCAAGAUCAUGUUUAUGGGUCCCAGUGGCACAAGCAUAGCAGCUCUCAGGGCCCCAUUAAAGAACCGACCUUGGUAUUUAGGGUGAAUAAUCUCUCGGAGCACACCGAGAUUCUGGGUAAGUCCCAGGAGAAAAAGGAAAUACAACCGUCCAGCACCGAAAAGGAUUCUGGGGACGGACUCAGAGAUCUCUGCGAUGGUCCUCUAGAUCUGUCCGAUAGAGGAAAGUCCAAAUCCAGCCAAACGCCAAAACAUGAGCUUUCUCUGUUCUCACAAGAGGGAGAGGAUGUAGACAAGAGACUUGACAAGGAAUUGAGGCAGAGUCUUCCCACACAUGGUCAAGUGGCAUCACCUUCUGCUUCUCCAUCUUUGCCGCCACCUUUACCUGUGUUCACACAACUGGAAGAAGUCACGCAACAAAAACACAAGCAGGUGGUAAAAGAGCAUGUGGAGCAGAAUAAAGAGGCAAACGGAAAGACAGAACAGAACAAUGGGAAGAAGGUGCCUGCCCUCACUAUAUCAUUACGACCAGUAGUGGUGCUGGAGACCCUUCAAAAGCAAGACGCCUUCGCAACAAAUGGAAAGUCACCACCGCCACCAGUUGAGCCAGGAAGCUCAGAGAAACAGGUAGAGGAGGAUGAAGAGGAGGAGGAGGAAGAGGGGAAUGUAUCAGAACAGGAAACCAACCAUAGCUACAAAAGGAAGAAAUUAUUUAUGGACACGGAAAUGGACCAAGACUCGGACACAGACGCCAUGGGAAAGGCAAAGAAGGUCAAGAUCACCUUGAGAGCUCAUGAGAAGACCUCCAGCUGACUGGAGUGGACUUGAGUGCUAUCACAUUGAAAAAAAACUCUGAGGAGUAAAAUAAUUUACUUGGAAUUGGGGAUACACAAACUAUUAGAGUACAUUAAGCAUUUGGUCAUUGAAGUCUUAAAAGACAUUUAGCCAUUUUCAAAGUACAACCCCAAUCUCAAUGAAGUUGGGACAUUGAGUUAAACAUAAAUAAAAAACGGAAUACAAUGAUUUGCAAAUCACAUUCAACCUAUAUUUAAUUGAAUACACUACAACAACAAGAUAUUUCAUGUUCAAACUGAUACACUUUAUUGUUUUUCGCAAAUAAUCAUGAACUUAGAAUUUUAUGGCUGCAACACGUUCCCAAAAAGCUGGGACAGGCUCAUGUUUACCACUGUGUUACAUCACCUUUUCUUUUAACAACAUUCAAUAAACGUUUGGGAACGGAGGACACUAAUUGUUGAAGCUUUGUAGGUGGAAUUCUUUCCCAUUCUUGCUUGAUGUACAGCUUCAGCUGUUCAACAGUCAGGGGUCUCCGUUGUCGUAUUUUACGCUUCAUAAUGCGCCACACAUUUUCAAUGGGAGACAGGUCUGGACUGCAGGCAGGCUAGCCUAGUACCCGCACUCUUUUACUACGAAGCCACGCUGUUGUAACACGUUCAGAAUGUGGUUUGGCCUUGUCUUGCUGAAAUAAGCAGGGGCGUCCGUGAAAAAGAUGUUGCUUGGAUUGCAGCAUAUGUUUCCCCAAAACCUUAUGUACCUUUCAGUAUUAAAGGUGCCUUCACAGAUGUGUAAGUUACCUAUGCCAUUGGCACUAACACAGCCCCAUCCAUACCAUCACAGAUGCUGGCUUUUGAUUUUUGUGUCCAUAACAGUCCGGAUGGUUCUUUUCCUUUUUGGCCCCGAGGACACGAUGUCCACAAUUUCCAAAAACAAUUAAAAAUGUGGACUCGUCGGACCACAGAACACUUUUCCACCUUGCAUCAGUCCAUCUUAGAUGAGCUCGGGCCCAGAGAAGUCGGCGGCGUUUCUGGGUGUUGUUGAGAAAUGGCUUUUGUUUUGCAUAGUAGAGUUUCAAGUUGCACUUACGGAUGUAGCGCCAAACUCUAUUUACUGACAUUGGUUUUCUGAAAUGUUCCUGAGCCCAUGUGGUAAUAUCCUUUACACAUUGAUGUCGCUUUUUGAUGCAGUGCCGCCUGAGGGAUCGAAGGUCACGGGCAUCAAUGUCGGUUUUCGGCCUUGCCGAUUACAUGCAGUGAUUUCUCCAGAUUCUCUGAACCUUUUGAUGAUAUUAUGGACCAUAGAUGAUGAAAUCCCUCAAUUCCUUGCAAUUGUACGUUGAGGAACAUUGUCCUUAAACUGUUCGACUAUUUUCUCCCGCACUUGUUCACAAAGAGGUGAACCUCACCCCAUCAUUGCUUAUGAGCAAUUCAGGGAAGCUCCUUUUCUACCCAAUCAUGGCACCCACCUGUUCCCAAUGAGCCUGUUCACCUGUGGGAUGUUCCAAACAGGUGUUUUUCCAAACAGGUGUCCUUUUUGCCACCUGCCCCAGCUUUUUUGGAACGUGUUGCAGCCAUAAAAUUCGAAGUUAAUUAUUAUUAUUACGUUUAUCAGUUUUAACAUUAAAUAUCUCGUCUUUUUAGUGUAUUCAAUGAAUAUGCUUUGCAAAUCAUUGUAUUCUGUUUUUAUUGAUGUGUAACGCAAGGUCCCACCUUCAUAGGAAUUGGGGUUGUAUUUAGGGUUAAACGUUCAUGAACUGGAAACUGUCUCUUAAAUGUUAAACAGUCUCUCACCCAGCGAGAAUGCCCAAGAAGCAAAUACAUUGAGAAUUAUAAAGCUAGUUAAAAAGCAAUCCUUAAACGGCCUGCAAAUAUCCCCCAAGUGACUAUGAGUAGUAAAGGCGAUGAAAACGGAGCACGGCAGCCCCCGAGUGUCUCAACAGUGACGCUCUCUGGAGAUGCCUGCAAAUUGUUUCUCUUUUUUUCUCAAUCCUAAAAAAAACCCAAAUGACAGCAGCCGGUCAACUUAUGCAACACUAUAAGGGCAACGAAACUGAAACACUGUGAAUUGAAUGGUAGCAAUGAGUCUGUAAGGAACACUCUUCAAUUGUCAAUUCCACAGGUAAGUAUUAUAUGGUAUUCACACCAAAUUAGGAAGCGCUGUGAUUGCUGACUUCUGUUUAUUGAAUGCACUUAAAUGGUAAAUGGGCUUUCUCUUGCAUAGCGCUCUUCUACGUACAAGUUUCUCAAAAUGCUGUCACACAGUUUCCUAAUUCAUCUACUAACGGCACAGACAUUGGGAGUUCAACUUCUUGUACUACAAUAAUUUGCCAUUUAUAUUACACAGUAAUUAUCAAAUAAUGACUCUAUUUUGCGUUCAGCAGUAUAGACUAUAUGCUUUCAAACACACUCACCAAGUUUCAAUACACACUGUAAUCUUGUUCAUGAAACAUGUUCGGAACUACUUCACUUUCCUGGCAUUGGUGUCACCGUUGAGUUAUUUUUUUACCCUAAAGUCCCCCUCCUCUCGCCUUUAGUCUCUUAAGUGGCCCAACAAAGGAGGGGGGGAGAGUGGGAAACGAGUAAACAACUUCCUCUUCCUCUUUUUCAUUUUCAAAAUGCACAUAUUUCGCAACUACUAACUUUCCACUUACAGCUGUGACAGCAUCUGUUCAUACGGAAGGGUGCGUGCGAUAAAACUACAGUUACCCUGUUGGUUUAAUAAUAGACUGCUGCAAAGUCACUGUGGCUGUUGUCCACCUUGACAAUGCUCAGUUGAAUUACUGGGUCAUUAUUUUAGUUCUCCCCAUGCAGUACAUUUGCACUUUUUGAGUAGAUUUCUUUGUUUUGUUUUUUUUUUACAUUUGUCUGUAUCCAUCACGUAUAUGAGUAGUCGAUUUUUUUUCCUGUUGUAGUUCAUUUAAUUAAAUAUACAUUGAAAACUGA